Messenger RNA from Geodia barretti, 5147 nucleotides. Lineage: Eukaryota; Metazoa; Porifera; Demospongiae; Tetractinellida; Geodiidae. The record is from the annotation of a GenBank genome assembly.
AUGCCAGUGUUAUCAGUUGUCCCAGAUAUCCUCCUGGGGGGGGUGUCAGUUGAUGGUGAACUAGUAAAGUCCAAUGAGCUAUUUGAUGAGCAACUCUCUCUUACUGAACUCAAGGGGCGCAGAGCUAUCGCAGUUAAAUUGAUUGACAACAAGCUAGGGAAAGAAAUAGAAGGGUAUUUUCACGAAAAGAAGAUUUCUCUUCUCACAAAGGAAGAUAAGAUUGAGGAAGACUUUGCAAAACAGGGUAAAGCCCCAGUGAAACCAAAAACAUUCACUAUUGCUUUAAACACACAGUUUUUGGACUGUGCCAGGUGCUGUGGUGCACAAAUAAUUGGCUGUUAUGCUCCAAAUGGUGAACACUGUGAGAGACCACUAGAGAUUGGUAUUCGCACCGACAGUGCUAUUGCUUCUAUUUAUGAUGAAACUGGCUUGGAAAUUGAGAAUGCUGAAAUACUCUUUACCCCUGAAGGAGCAUACCUGUUCAAGGCAUACUCCAAUGGUCAUCCCUACGAUACAUCCCAAGUGUGGGUGAAUAUCUUCACUGCACUCCUAGCUGAGCCAUCUAAUCUAGUGCCUGCUGUCAUUGUCCCUCAGUCCUACCCUAACCAGAGGACAUGGGAAUCCAUUAGAAGGAGUGUCCAGCCUGAAUUGACAGGUGGAAUUCUAACCUGCGAACAUGACUUCUCCUCUGAGUGGAGAACAUACUAUGAUCAUAGGCCGGAGAAGGUCCGCAAUGGGCUGGACCUAGUUCUUCACCCUGGCUUCUCUCUCUCCUCUGACUCCAUCCGACCAGGCUUCAAGAGACAGAAAUCCAGAAUGGCAAAGGAUCUUGCAGGAAUGAUGUUUGACCAUGUGAUGCAAGAUAUGCUACAAGAUGUCUGGUGGAAACACUUCAGAUGUAACCUCACUCAUUUCACACAGCCUCCUCAGGUUCCGUUUCCGUUUGAUGAUCGUUCUGACUCUCUUCCCAACAAGGAGUGCCUAGUUACUGCACUAAUAGACCAAAUCAGGGCAUCCCUGAAGGAUUGGAGUGAUCACGCCUUGUCAGACCUAGCACACCUCUGUGUGACCAAUCACAGGCAGUUUCUUGAAUUAAAGAGCCUGGCUGAGAAGAGUAAAGGAAGCCUCUCAUUCCUGAAUGAAAAGCUACCACACAUUCGUGGUUGUUUGAAGAAUUGUACGUUCACUGUCCCAUUGCUGUCACUUCCUGAGUCGCUCCAAGAAGAGAUUAUUCACUGGGUAUUCAGAAAUGAAGACAGAGUAUGGAGGUAUAGAGGAGGAAGGGAUGGUCGUGAAACUGUUCAUCAAUUCAUGAGUUUUCUUGGACGUCAGCACCAUGAUACGGCAAUAACAGCAAAGACAAUAGACAAGAAGGGCAAAGUGUUUGCUGGAGUUGUGACUUUCUGUGUACCGCACGACACUAGAAUUUACCGGGGUCUGAACUUUGGUGUGCAAAUGUACUUGAACAUAGCAGAACAAGUUCCAGCAAGAAUGGUGAUGUGUGACAUGCUGGAAGGCAGUGUGGAGAGGAUCAUACACAGCAAUAGGUUUCUGGAUGGUGUCACAGAACAAUUUGAGCAAGUUGUGUUCUCAGUGUGGCCAGUGAGAAUGGCGAUAAAAGUUUCUGGGGUGGCAAGGUGGAUGAGGAGGCAGCGAUAUGCAACAUCACAGGUUGGUCUCUAUGGAAGACAUGUUUUGGUCUUUGAAUCAGCAACGGCGAAGCGCAAACGCCAAGAAAAGCAUCUACCAGCAAAUAAAUUAACUAAUGGUGAUAUUGUUGGUGUUUUGUCUGGAAAUAAGCCCAUUGCUGGUCAGAGGAUCUCUGGAGUCAUCACAAAAAGUACAAGUUCCCUGAUUUCUGUUGUGUUUGAUGAUCUCUCUGACUCUGUGGAUCUGUCGGACUACAAUGGAAUGAUACAGUUGGUGAAACUAGCCAAUGAUGUCACCUACCGAAGGAUUAGAAGUGUACUUGAAACCCUGGAAUCGUAUACCAGUGGGCGGUGUCUACACCUUAUUUCAGUUCUCUUCUCUGAAGCACAGUUGCUGCCAUCUGGUCAAGAGUACACAUCACUCCAGGAACAAGAGAUAGAAAAAGUGGUUCGAUUAGGCCACCCUGCAAGACUAGAACACGCUGUUCUCCAGUACUCUUUAGAUGCACUGGUGGCUAACUCAGACUCGGCUGGCAUCAUACUGGAUGUUAGACAAGACAUUGAUAAAGCAUACUCGCAGUGCAGAAAGACAAGGGGUUCCAGUGACAAGAGAAAAUUGCGGUCUGAGAUAAAGACGCUGAAAUCAGAACUAAAAGAGAGAGAAGAGAAAUGUUUGAAGCAGAUUCUAUUACGUGCUGAUAUCAUAUUGUGCACUUUAACUGGGGCAUCACCAGAAGGGGCACUCAGGUUUUUGCCCCAUGAUCACUUUCAUAUCGUGGUAAUUGACGAAUGUGCCCAGGCACUUGAAGCAAGCUGCUGGAUUCCUCUUCUGAGAGCUCCCCGCUGUGUUCUAGCUGGAGACCAUUGUCAGCUUCCUCCUACUAUUCUCUCCCAGGAGGCGAGUGAUAAAGGAUUUUCACUAAGUCUGAUGGAACGGGUUGUUAAGGAGAUUGGCGGACCAGUUGUAUCAACUCUCACCACUCAGUAUCGUAUGAACUCUAAAAUCAUGGCAUGGUCAUCUCAUGCUCUGUAUGAUGACCUGCUUGUCCCUCAUGAGAGUGUGGACAGUCACUUGCUGAGGGACCUGCCAGGUGUUGGAGAUGGAAGAGAGACAACUGUUGCUCUUGUGUACAUUGAUACUGCUGGAUGUGGUGUUCAUGAGCUGGAGACUGAUGACGUUGAAUCCAAGGGGAAUGAAGGUGAAGCAGACCUAGUCUUUCAUCACAUCAAAAAGCUUCGCAGUAGUGGAGUGCCUGAUAAAGACAUUGCUGUUAUAGCUCCAUAUUCCUUGCAAGUUGAGCUAACCAGAGAGAGAAUUCGAACUAUCUGCUCGACUGCCACUGAUUCUCUGGAGGUUCACACAGUCGAUGGCUUUCAAGGAAGAGAGAAGGAGGCAGUGAUAAUAUCACUAACUAGAUCCAAUGACAGAGGUGAGUAUGGUUUCCUUAAGGAGCAGCGACGUAGCAAUGUGGCAGUAACUAGAGCUCGAAGACAUCUGUGUCUGAUAGGAGACUCUGACACAGUCUCUUGUGAGCCUUUCAUAAAGGGAAUGAUCGAAACCUGUCAUCGUGUUGGUGAAGUGUGGAGUGCUCAUGAGUAUAUGCAAGAUCCAGAUUUUGAGGUUUUCCAAUGUUAUGAGCCAAAGCAGAACAAGAAUUCAGAAGAAACAAAGAAGCAGAAAAAGGCUGUAUAUAACGAAGAUGAAGUUACAUCGCAUUCUGGCAGGAGCAAACCUCGGCCUGCCACACAAUAUAUCCCCACCACUCUAAAUGAGGGAUCUCCUACACCGAUCACCGGUGACUUGCAGAGCAAAGAUCAACGUGUAACUCUUGAAGAAGCCAUCCACUCUUUCAUUGAUAGCGAUUCUGCAGUUUUGUCCUUUCCGAGCUCUUUAACUGGAAAUGAGCGAAAGAUUGUACACGAGCUUUGUGAACAGUUUGGAUUGCUACAUGUGAGCAAGGGGUAUGGAAAGGAGCGGUUUAUAGAAGUUCGCAAGGUGCAGGAAGAUAAUACUAUGGCACAAGCAAAAAGUCUACCCAGAGAUGAAGCAAAGAGUCUGCCAACAGAUAGCAGUGAAGCAAGAGAGCUUGACCCAAUAGCCCACGAGGAAGUCUUGGGGCCGAAAAGCAAAAUAUGUGACGUGUGCAGAAAAGGCAUCCUACAAGAAAACUGGAAAUUACAUCAGAUACAGUGCCUAAAAAGAAUGGAAAGAGAAAAAUGUACUGACCUCAAAUUGAGAGAAACUAACAAAACAGCUCAUCAACCCAAACACACCUCGAGAAAAAGGUCUUCUCAAACAAGUCAUGGUGUUCCAACUCAUGAAGACUUGGAUAAACUGCUUGCAGAAGUGACAUUGGCAGAUUGUACGUGCAAAUUUUCUCAGUGUUCCAAGAAAGUAAAUUUGCUUGGUAUUUUCUGUCAAUUCUGCAAAAAACGGUUCUGCAUGGAGCACAGUCUCCCAGAAGUACAUGGUUGUGGAGAUGCAGCCAGACAGCAAUCACGAAAAGAUAUUCAGCGAGAGGCAAAGCAAGGUGGUAAGACUUCCGACCUCAGUGGAACGAAAAGGUCACAAAUACAAGCAAAGCUAGCCAAGAAGCUGGAAGAGAAAUUGAGUGCAAGACAAACUAAGACAGAUACUAAGAAAAAAGGCAAAAGAUAACCCGACAUAGCAGGCUGAGUUAACUGUUAUAGUAUGAUAAAAUAAACUUGAUGUGCAACUCAAAAUCCAAGGUGUUCAUUCACUGCAUCGAUAAGGUCUUGUUUCUUUCCCCCAGCACUUACACCAACUCCUUUCAAAUAGGCCUUGAGCACAGGCACAGUAACCUUCUUCAAAUUUCCUUUCCUUGCCUCAGCUUCAACAUCAACAUCUUCUGAUGAGCUCCUGGGUCUCUUAGCACUGGGGGCAUUGCUAGCAGCCUUCCUCUUGGCACCAGGUUUCUGUUCAGGAUCAUAUCCAUCAGAGUACACUAACUCUUUAAACUCCUCUAGCAGUGAGCCAGCCCUGCGAGAGAUGCGCUCAAUGUCCGGCUCAGUUAGGUCUGUCACUUGCUCCACUUCGUCGUGCUCCAGGGCUAUAGCUUCUAGAUAGCGAUAGUGCUUCUGAAGAACAGGAUUCUCAAAAGAGUCAGGUUGGUACUUGAAGGUCAACUUCUUGAUGAUAUCCUUGGCUUUGUCAAUUUGCUCAGUAUUUGCUGAAAUUGCAAUGAUAUUGUUAUGUGGUAGGUACAUAGGAAAGCAUGCCCAAUCAGAUCCACCUUUAGUGGACUCCUCAAAAUGUAGAGUCCGAAAAUCCUCAGCAAAUGGAAGGAACACCACAUGAAAUCCUGGUGACUCCACUUGUAGAUUAUUUUCACCCAAAUUCUCUGCUUGAGGAACCAAUGCUACGAAGAAUGGCUGUGCAUUCUGCCGAGCAAUGUAGCGACAUAUAGCCACAAUGUCUCUUGCAAGGCAGCGGUCCAAGAGGACUUUGAAUAGGCUUGAGCUGCCUUUGACAACCUU